This is a messenger RNA of Daucus carota subsp. sativus, 594 nucleotides long. RefSeq names its product chaperone protein dnaJ 20, chloroplastic. Bases 1 to 594 code for a protein of 197 amino acids. Gene Ontology annotation, cellular component: chloroplast. The transcript is spliced from 2 exons. NCBI's taxonomy places the organism in Eukaryota, Viridiplantae, Streptophyta, Magnoliopsida, Apiales, Apiaceae. The record is from RefSeq and is a predicted model, not a curated record.
AUGCAUUGCAGUAGCAUCUCUGGAAACAAUGUUAUUGUAUUCCAUCUUUCACCAAAACCCUACAAAUUUCAGCCUUCUGGUUUCAUUUCUGUCAAUACCCUGCUCCAAAACCCGAGCUUUGUCGUAAAAAGUUCAUCAACUAAAUCAUGCAAAUCGAGAACGAAAGCCUGCGUUAGUACAAUAGCACUGGAUCAGAGUACAGAUAAUUUUUAUGAACUGUUGGGUAUACCAGAGAGUGGAAGUUUAUCUGAUAUCAAGAAAGCUUACAAGCAGUUGGCCAGGAAAUAUCAUCCUGAUGUUUCUCCGCCAGAUAGAGCAGAGGAGUAUACGCAGAGAUUUAUUCUUGUUCAAGAGGCUUACGAGACUUUAGCUGAUCCACAAACAAGAGCUUUAUAUGAUAAUGAUAUGACUAAGGGUCUACAGUUUUCAUUCUCCGCAAGAAGAAGAGUUGAUUAUCAUGAGACAACAGAUGAGAGAAAAGAAUGGAAGAACAAAUGGAUGUCUCAACUAUCAGAGCUGAAACAUAUGAGAAUGAAGAAUAAUGAUACAAGAGAGUCAUGGGGAUCUCGAAUGCGUAGACAGCAUAGUGAAUAA